AUGGGGAUACAGGUUGGUGCAGACGUAUUGGUGUAUGGAGGUACCGACAGUGGCACAGGUUACUGGUGGCGAGGUGUACAAAGCACCGUGGUAGUGACGGGGGUACAGGUUACUGGUAACGGCACAGUGGCAGAGGACAGCAGCAGUACUGUGUUUGGCCAGACACUCCGACUGGUGUCCCCACUGGGCAACGGAAUUGGGAGACUUGAGGUGUACUAUAACCGAACGUGGGGCACUGUGUGUGACGAUUCCUUUGGUGCCUAUGAAGCUAAAGUAGCCUGCAGACAGCUAGGACUAUACAUGCUCAUAAAGAAGAAGAAAAUUAUCGAGACCGUACCCCGCAAGAGAAAACAGUUCUCAGCUACUGUCGGAGCAGGAGGUUACAAAGGCAAGACUUGUCUCCACCACCAACACACCAGGAGAGGAGUGCUGGAGCUGUACUAUGGUGGACAGUGGGGACGAGUCUACUACUUUGGGUUCGGAGUUGAAGAUGCAACAGUAGCCUGCAGAAUGUUGGGACACAACACCAUUGGGGCCAACGCCAGCUCAUCUCCAAACACCGGCAGUGACUCACGGCGUGUUCUCCCUGAAAUAACCCGUUGUCGUGGAACUGAAUUCUCCCUCAAUGAAUGUGCUCACACCCCUGCAUCGAUUACCACUUCGUCAAGUGUAGUCCGAAUAGUGUGUCCGCCUGAUAAUCUUGAAAUACGCUUGAAUUCGACAAGUCAAGGGCGGGGCCGCGUAGAAGUAGUUCACAACAAUGUCUGGGGAACAGUCUGUAGAGGGUCGUCGUUUUCCUCAAAGGAAGCACAGGUUGUUUGCAAAAUGGCAAAUCUUCCUUGGACCACAGCCUCUGUCACAACGUCUUAUGGUCCCGGAGAAGGUCUUAUUGGGAUGAGUAACGUCGACUGUUUGGGGUCAGAGACCUCCCUAGACGAGUGUCUCCACUCAGGAUGGGGAACAGCACCAGGCUGUUCUCACAGUAGUGAUGUCGGAGUUGUAUGUGGUGGAAAUACUGUAAGUAUCCACCUGGAACCGCCAGGUAGUGUCCUCAGCGUCCUUCUCGGUCAAGUGAUCAGCGUCAAGUGUGUGGUCGAUUACUCUAACACUACAGUCACGGUGUUCAGGUGGACACACAGCGGACGUUCCGACAGUGGACAAACAUUCAGUAAAACAAUAACAUCCAAGUCUGACUCGGGCACGCUGACAUGCAGUGUCCAGAAUGUGAUGGCCUCCACUCGAAUCAACGUACUGUACCCUCCGGAAGUACAUCUGGAACCGAGAGAUGACAGCAUUGAUGUUGGUGUCGGUGAAGACCUCCGUGUGCAGUGUGUCGUGGAUGAUGCCAACCCUAGUGUCAACACAUUCAGGUGGUCACACAACGGACGAACAAGUGCUGGGUUGACCUUCCUCAAACGUAACGUAACCAAGUCUGACCAAGGACAACUGACCUGUACUGCUGACAACGGACACUGGAUGACACCAGGACGGGCAGAUGCAACUGUUAAUGUCAGAUAUCCACCGGAUAUCCACCUGUCAACAAGGCAAGAUGUUAUCAGUGUCAUGGCUGGGCAUGUCGUUGAAGUUGAAUGUGUCGUUGAAGAUGCAAACCCUGCCGUCACCUCCUACAUAUGGCGUCACAACGGCGAUAUCAGUUACGGGCAGACGUUUCUUAAACACGUGUCAUCUUCUGAUUCGGGGAACCUAUCGUGCUCUGCUACCAAUAGACAAGGGACAUCAACUGUACAAACAGGCAUCGAAGUCUUGCAAGCUUACUCUUUGAUCGGGGACAAUGAGUAUCCAGUGUCGGUCAUAGCAACAGGAUCUGGCCUGGUCAUCCUCCUCCUCAUCAUCAUCAUCCUCAUCAUCAUCAUUAUCUACCAGAGGAGGAGAAUGAAGACUGCAAAACCUAUUGAGAAUCCACAGAGAACUGCACAGACCACCAGGACAGAUGUUGGAGGGAGCCAGCAGAUUUACGAGACCAUGGAACUGCCAAGUGGGGGUGCUGAUAAUACAUACUGCGCACUUGGAAUGACCCAAGUGAGAGAUGACGAUCCCAUUUACAUCUAUGGCAACCUUGGAUUUGAAGAUGAAGCAAACACACGCCAAGAGACUGGAACUGCUUCGGGCCAAUCCUACGGUGACAUCCAGCUUGAAACGAGCAAUAACAUACGAAAACAAAGAGCAAAAGACAAGAAAGUAAAACCAACCAAAGCACAGAAAGACGACGACGAGCCAACCUAUCAAAACACCGUCGUCAGGAACUAGUCGUUUUCAUGACUAUAGAUACCGAUAUCAUCACGAGACCUGGGCACAUAUCUGCAUCAAUCGUCAGGAACUAGGAUACUGACAUCCUCACGUGACCUGGCCACAUAUCUGCAUCAACGAUUAGAAUUUACUAUAAUGUAUGUUAGCAUGUGCAUGCCCAUCUGCUAUGUUUGCCAUAGUUGGCCCGAUGCCUAUAAAACUAGCCCCAUCACUGCAGUU
Messenger RNA from Haliotis rubra (blacklip abalone), 2487 nucleotides. RefSeq lists its product as uncharacterized. The coding region runs from base 1 to 2268 and encodes 755 amino acids. Gene Ontology annotation, cellular component: membrane. The record is from RefSeq and is a predicted model, not a curated record. NCBI's taxonomy places the organism in Eukaryota, Metazoa, Mollusca, Gastropoda, Lepetellida, Haliotidae. The transcript has 18 exons.